Messenger RNA from Symbiodinium pilosum, 383 nucleotides. NCBI's taxonomy places the organism in Eukaryota, Dinophyceae, Suessiales, Symbiodiniaceae. The record is from the annotation of a GenBank genome assembly.
GUCAGACUCCACUCCACCUUGCUGCGUGGAAGGGGUUUUCGGACUGUGUCAGAGCCCUGCUUAAGGCAGGCGCUGGCAAGGACGCUCAGAAGGAGAAUGGCCAGACACCCCUCCACGUCGCUGCGGCAAGGGGUUCCUUGGAAUGUGUCAACGCCUUGCUAAUGGCAGGCGCUGACAAGGACUCCGAGGACAUCUUCGGUCGGUCGGCCUUGGAUGUGGCGAAGAAGGAGGAUGUUCGUUCGCUGCUGCGGUACUUUGGCAGGCCGAAACCGCCAGCCACGAAGCCAAGAGCAAAGGACAUCUCGAAGCAGAAGUCGAAAAGCCGGAUCCCUCCUGGGGCACCACUGCCAUCUGCCGAUCAGGAGCAGCCGGACAGCUUCUGA